AUGCGGACAUCAUCACCACUGUCGCUGAGGCGCGCGCUUCUGCUGACGUCCUUCUUCGCUGCCGGAGUCUACGCCCAACAAAACAACAACGACGACGAAGACGAAGCACAGACAUCGCAAACACAAAACACACAGCCAACGCCCACAAACAACCGGUCAUCGACCUCCUCCGCGAAUGCGCAAACGAGCCAAACCUCUUCUCCCACCAACGCUCCUCCCCCGCUGUCUUCCAGCACCCAAUCCGAAGAAACACUCCCUUCCCUCCCUCAACCGACCGCCGACUUGACCCUCACCGAUCUCCCGACCCUCUCCUCCCGUCCCGACCUCAGCAUCCCGACUUACCCCCCUCCCGCCAUCCCGCCCACCCACAAUGCUCCCUUCAUGAACCACUCGACCCUCCCAGACGGCACCGUAUUUAUCGCCGUCGGCGCCAUCCUGGCCGCCUUUGGCCUCGCCGUCCUCCUCUGGCGCGGCAUCCUCGUCUGCCUCCUCCACCGCAGCGUAGAACGCGCGGCCAUGGCCCAGCACGCAGCAAACGACAAGUCGGCCGCCUCCUUCCCGGCUCCCCCGGCCCAAUUCUACAAGUACCUCGAGCGGGAAUCCAACGCCUCUCUUCCUGUUGCUGGCGCCAACUCGGGAACCAACAGCGGGAUCGGCACCCGGCGCACCCACCGCGGUCCUACCCCCUCGGCCACUCCCUCGCAAACAAACCUGUUUUUUUCACCUACGGCCGGCCACGGAGCGGCAAUGGGUGGCGGCGGUGCCGGAGCGGGCUCCUCAAACCGCGACUCGAGGUUUUUACCCUCUGGGUUUUAUGCUUCAGCAUCACCCAACCCUGGUGGUGCGGGUGCGGUAGGUGGUGGUGGUGGUGGUGGUCAUCAGCAUGGAAACUCUAUUAGUCUGUCUACCCUGCGACCGGCAUCACGAGGAAGGGGGCAGAUGAUGGGGCCUAGUCCGCCCGAGUCCCCGUCUAUCGAUCCGAGAAUGGGAGGGGGAUUUAGCUCGAGCUCGCUGAACUUGAACAGGCCGCCUAGCGCGGGGGCGAGGGCGCCGAGUGCGUAUUUGGAUGACUUGUUGGAUGAUCAGCCGGGGUUGUUUCCUCCUGCUGGGGGGCAGCCUGGGCAGCAGGGGGGUGGGUAUAAUGGGGGGCAGCAGAGGGGGAGGUUUUAG
Molecule: messenger RNA, 1170 nt
Organism: Podospora pseudopauciseta
Lineage: Eukaryota; Fungi; Ascomycota; Sordariomycetes; Sordariales; Podosporaceae
Exons: 1
Coding region: 1-1170 (389 amino acids)
Cellular component (GO): fungal-type vacuole
Source: RefSeq, a predicted model, not a curated record